AUGGAAGCAAUGGCUGGAGACCUGCAUGAUGCCCAUAGUAGGAUUUCUUAUCAUCAUCACAACAUUGCCUACAUGUUAGAAGUGGUGGAUACGGUGUGUGGUUAUGCAUACUCCGCCCAGAGGACUACAAUUAGAGCUAUGAUCACUAGCACUAUCGCUGGAGGGCUAGCAUUGAUUAUGGCAGUGGCACUUAUCUGGAACCAUGACCCAAAAGAAGAAACACCCGCUCACACCGAACACAACCUGAGAAUGCCACUCCUGAUAUUGCUCAACUGGUGUCGCAACAACUAA
Molecule: messenger RNA, 291 nt
Organism: Lactuca saligna
Lineage: Eukaryota; Viridiplantae; Streptophyta; Magnoliopsida; Asterales; Asteraceae
Source: the annotation of a GenBank genome assembly